AUGGCUGGAGAUUUCUAUCAGCUACCUCCAGUGCCAAGUCCAGAGUAUGGUGACUAUGGUCACUAUUGCUUCCUAUCUCACACCUUCAUCUGCGUCCCACACAAGCUGCAGCUUGUUGAGGUACUUUGCCAGAAAGAUGAUGUCCUAAUCACCUGCAUCAACGAGCUAGCUAGGGGUGAAUCUCUAUCCCCAGGCUCUUGCUCUGUCCUGGCUAAGGUAGCUCGCCCUUUGAAGGCAUCAGGUCAGCUUGUCCUUUUCUCUAGAAAUUUUGAGGCUGAUGUAUUCAAUGCAGAAAAGCUCAGCCAGCUGCAAGGAAAGCAGACCUUAUACACGGCGACCGACUCUGGAGAUAGGCAAACAUUAAGAAGAAGAUCUAGAGUUCCCAGGUAUGUUGCCCUCAAAGUCGGUGCACCUGUUGUUCUGACUGCGAACAUAUCAGAACAGUACUUCAAUGGCCUGUUAGGGACAGUUACUGCGAUCACACCUGAUGGCCCUCUCAUAAAGUUUGAAGUCAAGGGUCAUCAACAGGCAAUAAUCAUCAGUCCUCACCUUUCUUCAAUUUUUUCACCGGCACAUCAGAAGGUCAUUGCAACGAGGAAGCAGCUACCCUUACUGCUUGCGGUUGCAAUGACGAUCCACAAAUGUCAAGGUAUGACACUAACAUCAGUUGAAGUGCACUGCCAGCACAUCUUUGCAGCAGGCCAACUCGGAGUCGCUGUCGAAAGAGUAACCAGCAGGGAAGACUGUCACAGUUCCUAUUCUGGACGGCAACGGAAGAAGACGUGCAAGCCGUACAGCAACAAGUAG
This is a messenger RNA of Priapulus caudatus, 807 nucleotides long. Its product is annotated as ATP-dependent DNA helicase PIF1-like. The transcript has a single exon. NCBI's taxonomy places the organism in Eukaryota, Metazoa, Priapulida, Priapulimorpha, Priapulimorphida, Priapulidae. The coding region runs from base 1 to 807 and encodes 268 amino acids. The record is from RefSeq and is a predicted model, not a curated record.